CGCAAAGUGACCGGCCUCCACAGGUAUUCUUCCAUCCAAGCAUCAACACGCCAAGUUGGGCGCUAACACGAUACAGACGAGGUCCCCAGGUCUGCCGACACCGCCUCCUUUGAGUACAAACAUCAAACCAGCGAGAUUCAGUCUUGACAGUGCAACUCCAAGAGCUCAAAACUUGCAGGACGUGCAGGGUUUUAUGUCCGAAGCAGCAAGAUUGCGAUCCAGUAGCGCGAGUAGUUUGGAGUUGAUUCCGGAAAGCCGGGAGCCCGAGACAGAUGCGGAGCCAGACCUCGAAUCGUACGAUGAAGAUGAUUACGGUGCAUUUGGCCUCGGCGUUGGUGAGGAACCAGAAAUCAAGUCUCUGCGAACGGCACUGCAAGAGUGCUGGACUUUAUGCAACACACUCGCAAACCUCAGCACUCACCAUCGCGAGCGGGUGUUCAGCCGCUCCGGAACUCCAGAUGGCCACGAACAAGCAUGGAAGUGCUGCUGGAAGUUAUGCCAGCGCCUCUAUGAUAACCAGGACGAGCCGAACGAGUCUUUCAACGUACGAGAGAACCUCGAUCUAUGCAGGGACUUCUGUCAGUCCCUGUUUGACGUACGCCAACGAAAAGAUGAGCUUGGAGAUUCUGUCUUGCGAGUCAGCUUUGAGCUUAACAACCAUCUGUACAGCGCACAGGACAACAGAGCGCUUCCAGAAGCCUUUCGUGAGCGCACAUUAGACUUCUAUAUCACCCUGUGUCAUCGCCUGAUGAAGCAAAGAGGCGAAAUCGCAGACGAAACAGACUCUCUACUACGAGCAUGCUGGACGCUCGCGGAGAUGUUGUUCAGCCUGAGACAAAACAGAAGGGAUGGAAAGGCGCCUGACGAGGAGCUUCUCGGAUCGGCGGUCCAAGCUUGCUGGGAGCUGUGUGACAUCUUCCGAGAAGGCUGGACUCAGAUACGUCCUGACCGUGGCACGCCUCGUCCAAGUCAGACGAACUUUUUCGGCACAGGUCGGGACAUUCGAGAGGCCGAGCCAGAUGGAAGGGCGAGUAGGGCAUCAAAUCGCUCCAAGAGAGAAAGCACCAAGGGCGAGAAGAUCAGGAAACCAUUGCCGGUCCCGGAGACACCGGUCACGGAGUUUGAGGAUACUCCCGUCUCGCCAGAGAGUCAAUCACCGCAAGCACCCAACAUCAUGGUGUUUGGUACAGAAAGCAACCGCGGUGGACGAUGGUCGAGCAAUGCCUCCCAGCUGUCGAGUUAUUCUCAGAGCAGCCAGCGCACAUCGAGUACCGCGACGACCGCGACGACCACUGAUGACAUCAACGUGACGAGAGUCAAGAUGCUCAUUCUCAAGGCUGCGAUGAACGUUGGAUAUUCCCGAGAUGCUGCCGGCGAGGGCCACAGCAGCGCCGCCUCGCUACAGACAUUCGUCAAAUCUCUACCAACAGGGACUUUUGGUUCCCUGCCAGCGCACGCAACGCUGUUGCAGAGCUAUAAGGGCCUGGUUCUUAGCGAUUCUUCGUUCCGCCAUACAUCGUCUUUGCCGCACCGGGGCAAGCGUGUACUGGCCUAUGAUGUGGCCAAAGGCGUCAAUUGGAUGGUACAUCGAUCGACUCAAUACGGAUUUCUCCGUGAUCUUUUCAAGCUCGUCUUUGGCUUUCAUGUCGAGGAGGCCGAGAUGCGCAAGAACGUCAGCAUCGCGGUAUAAUGCACGGCCUACACCACACGCUCAUAUCAUCUCGCCGCAGCACUGCGGCUCAUGUGUGCACCCCCGUGCCCCUCUCCCACAAGACAUAGACAUGGCAGCAAGCAAGACUGUGUGGGCGGCAUAUUGAGGCUGUCUGAGUACGAAUUAUGUUGGAUAGAUUAGCUCCUUAUUGUUCGCUUUUUUUUUGGUUACACGCACGAAUAUACCCUUUGACUGCUUCCUCGA
This is a messenger RNA of Microdochium trichocladiopsis, 1915 nucleotides long. RefSeq lists its product as uncharacterized. The transcript has 3 exons. The record is from RefSeq and is a predicted model, not a curated record. NCBI's taxonomy places the organism in Eukaryota, Fungi, Ascomycota, Sordariomycetes, Xylariales, Microdochiaceae. The coding region runs from base 194 to 1690 and encodes 498 amino acids.